UCUCUGCCCAGGGAUGUUAACUAGACUUAUUGUAGUGAUUAUUUCACAAUGUAUACAAAUUUUGUUUGUAUACUCAUGUAUACAAUGUAUACUCAUUAUGUUGUACACUGGAAACUAAUGUCAUAUGUCAAUGAUAUCAAUUUUUAAAAGGAGAGAAAUUUAUUGCAAGGAAUUGACUUACCUGAUUGUGAGGGCUGGCUAGCCAAGUCUGAGAUCCAUAGGGCAGGCUGUCAAGAAGGCAUGGGCUGAAGCUGCUAUCCAGAGACAGAAUUUCUUCAUCAGGGAAGCAUCAUGAAUUCUCUUAAGGCCCUUCAAUUAAUUGAGUCAGGCCCACCCAGAUUACCUAAAAUAAUCUUUCUUAAAGUUAAUUGAUUAUGGAUUUUAAUCACAUCUACAAAAUACCUUCACAACAACACUUAGAUUAUUGUUUGCUUCAUUAACUGGGGUCUGUAGCCUCUUUAAGUUGAUACAUCCCAAGACCAUCACAUCAGGUUAAAAUGAUUUAGUUUGUCUACAAAAAUUUAAAAGAAGGCUUCAGUGAAUAGAUCACUGAGUAGACUAGUAGAGAAAGGUUUCUUAGAGGAGAUAGAACUUAUGCAGGGCCUUAUAGAAUAGAAAGAGUUUGCAAAGGCACUGAGGAGCAUCUUCCUCCAAAUUACAAACCAGAUUUGCCUUAGUACUUUAAUCCCAAAGAGCAAGGUGCUGAUUAACAUUAGGUCUGAGAAUUCUCAGAAUGACAGCCUUGGUUGUUGGGCCUUUUGGCUGCCUAGGAAUUAAUAUAUAUUUCUCUUUUUUCUUUUUGUAGUAAGUUUUAAAAACAAACUUAGAAUGUUGAACAAAUCAGAUUUGCAUUCCAUAUAAAAUAGGUACUGUGUGUGAAUUAGCCUCUUAUAGUAAUCAAAUAUAUUUCUUACAAUUUCAACAUUGGAAAUCACUAUAGAAUAUUAGUAUUAUUUCCCUGAGAUGUUGUCUCUAACCAAUGGAUAAUUUUUGUUAAAAGAUAUUAGAAGGUUGGGAAUUCUUAACUUAUCAAGGCUUCCAGAAGCUAGGAACCAAACAGGAGAUUAAUCUUGCACAUUGUACAUUACCUUGCAGUUUGAAUUCCAAUUUCUUGUUUUCAGUUUUUAAUGAAAGCAUGAAACUUUCCAUUGUCACAUCCAUUAUUUAGAGCUUGAUUCUAGUGAAAUGUAUUAUAGGCUAUUAACACUCUGAGAAAGGAAAUGGAGUGGGGGCGGUGCACCCUGGGAAGGCAAGGUUAAUUUGUGGAAGUUGUAAGGAAUUAGAACUGUGUUAACCCUUUGUUAAAAGCAGCUCUCUCUGAAACUGAGGGCAACCACCAACUAACCCUAAUUAGAUGUGCUUGGAAGGAUCCAUUCUUUUACAGUUGUGCUUUUUUCCUUUUUUCUACAAAGCUAAUUAUAAUAUACUGUAUAAUUCAUUAUAGAUUUUCCCUGAUCAUGAAAUCACCAAUUCACUCAUUAUUUCGGCUGGUCCUAUUUAGUGCCUAAUCAUAAAGAAAUUUUGCACAAUUUGUGUCAUUUUUCUGGGUUCUUUUAAAGAGUAAAAAAGAAUUAGGGAGGGAGAGAAAUUUCCCUUCUGUACAUGUUUCAGGACCACUGUUUAAUAGUGAUAUUUCUAGCAUGUUCCUUUAUGAUGGAGAGUUUUGAGGUUCUGUCUGGGUAGUAAGGACGACUGACUGACUCACUGUGCCAUUGUGGUGAACCUUUGUGAUUAUUACCUGAGCACAUGCUUCCAAGUAAGAGAAUUCGAAGAUGAAAGAGCCUCUACAUUUUAUGACAGUCACUUUUAAUAAUUAAUUUCUAGAGAGUGUGGUUUAUGGCCUAAAACUAGUUAAUAUAUACUAAAUUUAAGAUUUUUAAACCAUGUUUGCAAUUAGCAAUACGUAACUAACAACUUCCUUUAGUUUUGCAUUUACUUAGGACUAGUUACUAUUUGACUGUAGAGGUUCGUUUUGUGCUAUUACCCUAUAUUUUUAUAAUAUAAAGAACCAAUCCAUUGUAACAUUGUUUUUAAAGUACAAGUUUAAUUUUUUCCUUUUAAGAGAACAGUAGUCUGUCUUUAUGCCAACUUAAUUUAGGUUACCAAUCUCUUAUUUUGAACUUGUAGAAAAAUAUUAAUUGAACAAGCUUAUUUCAAAUCUUGACAAACAUAAAAAAUAAACUGUUCAAUUACAGUAGCAGUAAUUGUACAAUUAACAAUUCUACUCGUUAAAUUGCAAUAGCAUUUCUGGUAGUCUUGUGUUAUGCUGCAUUUUCUUAUAUCAUGUGAUGUUCACCAUAAGCCUGAGACGGGUGGUAUUGUAAUCAUUAGCAUCAUUCCCAAGAAGCAAUAAAGAGAGUAAGGGUGAAAACCAGCUUAGAAGAAACAAAUCAGCAAUAAAACACCAUGCUAUUUUAGUUAUGUGCUUAGCAGCACAGUGCUAGAACCUAAAGAUACACAGAUAAGACAUGUCUCGCUCUGAAGAUGCUUACAGACUAGUAGAGAAUAUGGAAAAAUAAACAAGAAGCACAUAAUAGAGACUGGGAGUGGGGUUACUAGAUAUAGAAAAAACAAAACAGGUGCAUAAAUUUGAAUUUAACAGGUUUUAGAAUGUCCCAAAUUUGCCAAUCAACAACUAAUAUGUUUUGUAGUAUAAGUAUAUCCCAUACAAUGUUCCACUGGACAAUCCUAAUGGAGAAGGUUCUGGAAGAAUUCCGGAAGAGGUUAUAUCUGAGCUGAACUUUGAGAAUUGAGCAUUGCAGGUAGGAGACAUGUACAAGGCUACAAAGACAUGAAAGAAUGCCAUGUUCCAGGAAUGGCUAGAGCUGAGAAGAUGAAGGGCAGUUUGCAUAGGUUAAGUUGUAAUCAAAAGAUGAUGUACAGUCAGAAUCAUAAAAGACUAUGUAUGAAGAAUUUCACUAGUUGUAGUGGAUUAAAUUUGGAUGGAAGGAAGUGUUGACAAGUAUAGACUAGUAUUUCCAGAAAUUUUGCUAGAAAAUCCGUUUGUUUCGUUUUUUUUUAAAUUGCUGUAAACUACACAUAACCUAACAUUUACCAUCUUAACUAUUUUUGUUCCAUUUAUUACUUUGUUUUUCAGCUUUAUUAGGGUAUAAUUGAUCAAUAAAAUUAUAAUAUAGUUGUAUACAUUGUGAAAGGAUUCCCCCCUUGAGUUAAUUAGGAUAUCCAUUAGCUCACACAUUUACCUUCUUUUUCUUUUUUUGGUGAGAACAUUUAAAUUCUACUCUCUUAGCGAACUUCAAUUAUGUUGUUCAGUGUUAUCAAAGUCACCAUGUUAUACAUUACAUCUUUAGACCUUAUUAAUCUUAUAACUGAAGAUAGCACCCUUUUACCAACCUCUCUCUGUUUUCCUCACCCACCAAGCCCCUGGCAACAACCAUUCUACUUUCUGUUUCUAUGAUCUUAACUACAUUAGAGACCUAAUGUAAGUGGAAUCACACAGUACAAUCUGACUCUUGAAAAACGAGGUUAGGAGCACCAAUUCCCACCCCUGCAGUCAAAAAUCCACAUAUACACUACAUUAUUUACAAUAGCCAAGAUAAGGAAACAACCAAAUGUCUGUUAAUGAAUGGAUAAAGAAGAUGUGGUACAUAUACACAAUGGAAUAUUAUUCCGCCAUAAAUAAAAAAGAAAUCCUGCCAUUUGCAACAACAUGGAUGAAUCUAGAGGGUAUUAGGGGAAGUGAAAUAAGCCAGGCAGAGUGUCGGGAAGUUCAUGUUCCUAUGGCCAGAAUCCUCACUGAACUUAAACCACUUGAAAGUGUAACUGGCUUGUUGCUAGGCUACCGCUCCCACACCCGUAGGCAAUAAGCUAUUAUUGCGCUAUAUAGAGAGCUCGGCCCAGUGCUCUAGGCCGAGGCAGAGACACUAGUACUUGAUCUACCACCAGGAGAACAUGCCGGGUAAUAAAUUCUUUCACCCCAAAGAAAUGGUCUACUGUCUUUUCUUUGGUCACACUGAAUCCACAGCGAACUUGUCCGGGGCUGAAACCCAUUGGCAAGACAAUUGGCGAAGUCAACAGGGUUUGUUGUUGACCAAGGAAAAAGACAGGCUGCCCUUAUGGAAGGGUUGCUUCAGUGGGCUGCCCCUGUGAAUGGGGAGACAGUGGAUUGUCCCUCAGUGGGUAUGUGGUCUGAGGUGGCCUGCCUCCUAGAGGGCUGGGCCCCACGCCAGAACUGGAGGCAAGUGGAGGUGAUACCUGAGGCACUUAGGGGUGGCCUUUGGUAUAGUAAAUAGGUCUUUUGAGAGACAGAGUGCCCAUGACACAGUGGGGACUUUAGGUUGGCUGCUUCUCACAGUAUUAAAAAAGUCUACAGAAGAUACAGAAGAGAAGGACACACUCCUCAAAAAUACCCAAGAAAUGGCAGCACGAGAACACAAGCUGCAAACUGCUGUGGAUUCACUGAAGAAGGAAAUGGCAUUGAUACGAGAGGAGGCAGCACAAGAAUGCCAGCAGCAAGGUGCCAUUGAAGAGGUAAAAGAUUCCUUACAGAAUGAGACAGCAGUGCUGCCAGGUUCUCUGAAGGAGGAAAGGCCAUCAAAGAAAAAGACAAACUCCUGAGGGAAGCACACAUGGAGGUGGCACGAGAAUACCAGCUGCAAAGCAUUGAGGUGAAGUGUGACAAGUACAAGACUGGAGUUAUUGAUGGGCCUGCAUGUAAUAGCCUUUGUGUUACAGAAACACUUUACUUUGGGAAAUGCUUAUCCACCAAGCCCAACAAUCAGAUGUAUUUAGGGAUUUGGGGUAAUCUACCAGGUGUUGUGAAAUGUCAGAUGGAACAAGCACUUCAUCUUGAUUUUGGAACUGAAUUGGAACCAAGAAAAGAAAUAGUAUUAUUUGAUAAGCCAACUAGGGGAACUACUGUACAGAAGUUCAAAGAAAUGGUCUACAGUCUAUUUAAAGCAAAGUUGGGUGACCAAGGAAACCUCUCCGAACUGGUUAAUCUCAUCUUGACAGUGGCUGAUGGAGACAAAGAUGGUCAGGUUUCCUUGGGAGAAGCUAAGUCAGCAUGGGCACUUCUUCAAUUAAAUGAAUUUCUUCUCAUGGUGAUACUUCAAGAUAAAGAACACACUCCCAAACUAAUGGGCUUCUGUGGCGAUCUCUAUGUGAUGGAAAGUGUUGAAUAUACCUCUCUUUAUGGAAUAAGCCUUCCAUGGGUCAUUGAACUUUUUAUUCCAUCUGGAUUCAGAAGAAGCAUGGAUCAGUUGUUCACACCAUCAUGGCCUAGAAAGGCUAAAAUAGCCAUAGGACUUCUGGAAUUUGUGGAAGAUGUUUUCCAUGGGCCCUAUGGAAACUUCCUCAUGUGUGACACUAGUGCCAGAAACCUAGGGUAUAAUGACAAGUAUGAUUUGAAAAUGGUGGACAUGAGAAAAAUUGUGCCAGAGACAAACCUUAAACAACUUAUAAAGGAUCGUCACUGUGAGUCUGAUUUGGACUGUGUUUAUGGCACGGAUUGUCGAACUAGCUGUGAUCAGAGUACAAUGAGGUGUACUUCCGAAGUGAUACAACCAAACUUGGCGAAAGCCUGUCAGUUACUCAAAGACUACCUACUGCGUGGUGCUCCAAGUGAAAUUCGUGAAGAAUUAGAAAAGCAGCUUUAUUCUUGCAUUGCUCUCAAAGUCACAGCAACUCAAAUGGAAAUGGAACAUUCUUUGAUACUAAAUAACCUAAAAACGUUACUAUGGAAGAAAAUUUCCUAUACAAAUGACUCUUAGUUCCUUUGGACAUGUGACCAUUUUAGGAAACCUACUUCUGAAGAAAAAUUCUGAGCAUCCUUCAAAAAAUACGUUUUAAAUCCCCGACUUAAAAUUCCUUUCCCCGGUCCUAAGAAGCCAUCUUAAAAUACAUGUGGAUUGCUGAAGUACUGGCAGGAGGUACAGGAUCAACAGGUCCAAAAAGAUUUCAUUCCUGCCCUUUUAGAAGCCCUGGUACAUUUUCCAGUACAUUCACUGUGUAACUAUUUUGACUGAUGACUUAAAACAAUGCUGUGAAAAGCCUCAUUCCAUAAAUACCAACAGUGAGAGUAUUUUGUUUGUUAGCCAAAAUGUCAUUGCUGGAAACAUUUGUCUACAUUGAAGCUGCUGUUUUAAAAAAAGAGUUUAUACAUAAAUUUACUAAAGUCUUAGCAUGGUAAAGUUUGCACAUUAACAGAAAUUAAGACUGCAAAGCAGGUAAAUUAAAAUUACUCCUUUACAAACAA
Molecule: messenger RNA, 6217 nt
Organism: Manis pentadactyla (Chinese pangolin)
Lineage: Eukaryota; Metazoa; Chordata; Mammalia; Pholidota; Manidae
Gene: DIPK1A
Product: divergent protein kinase domain 1A
Exons: 4
Coding region: 4590-5732 (380 amino acids)
Source: RefSeq, a predicted model, not a curated record